Molecule: messenger RNA, 3775 nt
Organism: Lytechinus pictus (painted urchin)
Lineage: Eukaryota; Metazoa; Echinodermata; Echinoidea; Temnopleuroida; Toxopneustidae
Exons: 21
Coding region: 259-2421 (720 amino acids)
Biological process (GO): skeletal muscle contraction; positive regulation of voltage-gated calcium channel activity; positive regulation of protein localization to plasma membrane
Cellular component (GO): extrinsic component of cytoplasmic side of plasma membrane
Molecular function (GO): protein binding
Source: RefSeq, a predicted model, not a curated record
GAGUUUCAUACAGAAGUAGCCCUUACCCACCUCGAGUAUUCACGCAGUUUACAGUCACUGGUAGAAACAUUCAAAGAAAAAACACUUCUAGCCAAAGAGAGGUGGAAAGAAUGUAAAAAUCUCUUUACAGUUUGGGAAAAUGUUCUGCAGGCGUACGGCUCGGCUGCUCAAGACCAUAGUGACCUUGGUGAGGCUAUUGAGGCAUCAGUCACUGACCAGUUGGUGGAAUCAGCGAAAAACAAACAGCAACUUGUGAAGAUGUUGGACGUGUACAGAGAUGAUUAUAUCAAACAGUCGCAAUCGCUCGAUGCUGUCAUUGAUAAGAGUGAAAAGGAAUACUUUGAAAGCUGGUCGAAAAUGAGCAAGGAUGGGAUGAACACUAUAAAGAAUCACAAUACGGCGUUCUGCUACAAUAGAUUAAAUGAUUAUAUCCUACAAAUACAGUCAGCAAAUCAGUUGAAUGAAUCUUUAUCUACCGCAGUGCUUCCAAAAGUUAAUUCCGACUCAGAUUUAGUCCGUCAUGAAAUUUCAGAAUCAGGAAUAUCUGGACUAGUAUGGCAUUCCAAGGUUCUUAUAGCAAAGUUAUCGGAUGAGAUGCGAAAGCUUGAGGUCAUCUCGAAAAGAUCAUCAUCAGAGAAACCAAAGGGGAAAGCAGAGUCCUUUGAAGCCAAGCAAUACACAUUCAAUAAACCACAGCCAGCAACAGGAGGGGAAUUUGCUCAAAAUAAACUGGUGCUCAACUCAGCUACUGAAGGUAAUCUCAGAGAAAAAUACGACUCACUCACCAAAGAGAUCCAGUCACUAGAGACGGAAAUAAAUGUUGUCAAAGACCAGACUAAUCGGUUAAAGAGACAAUAUGAAAGCAUCAAGUCCAAUCAGUCCAGUAAAGCACAUGAAACGUUACUUGAGAUUCACAAGCUACGUAAUGACAACAGGCAAAACGAGACGAACCUCGCCUGCAAAAGAGCUCAGCUUUUAUUGUUUUCACCCGAAUGGUUUAAAACCCGUCUCAGCAAUGGCCACGCUAUCAUGGCAUCGCCGGAGAGACGAGCUUCAGAAUCGGGCGAUUCCAUCCGAGAAAUGGGGGUGUCAAGUAAUGGAUCGAUCAACUCAAAGUCGCAUGUCUUCCAGGAAUAUAACUUUAUCAAACCAACGUUUUGUGAUGAUUGUAAGGGCCUGCUUAAAGGUAUAAUGAGACAAGGUCUGAGAUGCAAAGUAUGUAAAGCCAACGUUCACCAUCGCUGUAUGGAAUCUGUGUCAUCAUGCUCCGGUCCAGCAUCACCUGACAAGCGAAAGAUGCUCCGUAGACAGAAGAGCACGACUGAUCUUGAUACAAGAAGUUUAAGUGAUGUCAAAGGAACAAUAAGAGAGGAACCAGUUGAUCCCAUCUACCACACGAUCAAGUGUGCUGCUAGUUUAUCAGGGUCCACUACCGACAUGGCCCGUCGAGGGUCAGUAUCAUCAACGAUGUCUUCAGGGAGUCCGAAAGGGACGCCCUCUAAGUCCAAACCGCAACAGGCGUCACCUGCUAACAACGAGGGUAAUUUCCUGUUAGCACCCGAUUCGCCGACGCGGAGAUCGGGAACGCCAAAGUCAGCACCGCAUAGAUCCGUAGCGCAGUUUGGUAGUCUCGGUCGUCACUUUUCCUCCCCCCUCCAUGAUAUUAACCAAACUCGGGAAAAUCGUGUUUUUAUUUUACCGUCUGCCGCCCCCACCGCCCAUUCUACUCCCACACCCACCUAUGUGGGGCGCCCUCGUGUCCGGUCGGCCAUCAGCCCAAACCAAGCAGGAGAGGAAUCAAGAAGGAAGAUUCUGCAGUCUUACGGGAAGAGCAUGUCCUUUGAUACCGAACCAUCACACAAAUCAAGCACAAAUGGUCGAAAGAGCGAACCGCCACCUCCUAUUGAGAACAAUCCCCCACGUCACUCCUCUUCUGCCUCUGACGUCAUGAAUGUGCGGUUUACGUCCACCCUUCCAACCCGGCAAAAAUAUUCUGGUCGCGUUAUUUCAAGUUCAGUCAAGUGUUGUAAGGAUGCAUCGACGAGCCCUGCGCCGGGGAGGGAGUAUGUGUGUCUAUAUGACUUUGAAGGCAUGCUCCGGGACGACCUAUCACUGAAGGCUGGCCAGAAAGUUCGAGUAGCCGAGGACGAGGGAUCUGAUUGGUGGAAGGGAGAUUGUGAUGGUCGGUUUGGAUAUUUUCCAGCAUUCUGCGUGACCUUCCUCCAACCCUGGGAGAGAGUAAUGGUAGUAAUACAUAGCUUCAAGGCAUCCAACGAGAAGGAGGAUGGGCUUACGCUGCGGAAGGGACAGGUUGUGAUUCAGAUGUCCCCUGAGGAUAAUGGUUGGAGUCAAAUGAGGACCGGGCGCAAAAGUGGUUAUUAUCCGUUCCAGUAUCUCGAAGCAUUUGGAAAACUGAAAUAAACUUUUUUUCUUUGGUUGCGGUAUUCUGCCCAUGAGUACGAAACCAUCCGACUGUGACGUCAGAGAUGGAAGCUUCCUUCUGGCGAGCAACCAUUAAAAAGUAAAAUACGUGGUCGUACUUGCAGGCUUAGUAAUAAUAAUAUGUCCAUUUAUAUAGCGCAGUUACUAUGCAUAUACUCAACUGUGCUUUGAUACUUGGUAUCAUAUUAUUACCCCUGCCGUAGCUGAGCCGCCAUAUUAAUAGAGAGUUUAAUAAAGCGUUCAAGGAAUAAAUCCUACCGGGUACCCAUUCACCUCUCCUGGGUCGAGUGCAGCACAAUGUGGAUAAAUUUCUUGUCGAAGGAAAUUACGUUAUGGCUGGGAUUCGAACCCACAACCCUCUGUUUCAAAGUCCGGAGACUAAUCCACUGGGCCACAACGCACCGUUUUAUUUACAUUUUAUUCAUUGAAACGUGGUUACAACUUUUUUACUCGUGUUGGUCUCGCAACCUUUGUGAUUCGAUCCAGGUCUGGCAAGCUGCUCUUGAACGCGGUCGCGCCACUGUGUUUUCAUGGAAAAAGUACCUAGAUGUUCGCCAAGAUACGUCAAUGAUCCAAAAAUGUUUUAUUUAACGUGCAGAAUGGGUCGUCAAGAGUAUUUUUUGCAAUGAUUCGCUGAUGAGCAGAAAAACAGUUGGAUAUUAUAGCGUGUUCAAUACAUGGUUCAAUUAGCUUGUUUUUAUGAAUACACAACUUUUUGUGUGGAUACAAAAAUCAAAACAAAAGUUCUUGAAAAUCAAUUCAUAGAACGUGACAUUGUUAUCUGAUACAGUACAUAAGUAGCAAAUGUAACAUUUAUCCUGUUUGGUUUCAACAUGGUUAAGAAAGGUUUAAAAUGGGGACAAUUGUCCAAAAUCUUACGUGCGAGUUUUUAUUUCUUAAAACUCGCAUCACCAAAGAUAUGUGUCAUCUUUUUGACAAGGUGUACAACGUUUAGGUCUUGCACCUAUUUUUAUCGCUAUUUUUAUUGGAAUCAAUUUCCAUUAUCGUGCAAAUUGUGACACCAAAUUGUACAGUUGUAAUUGUAAAUAUGUAUUUUAAAGAAGAUAGUCAGGUGUACAUAUAUAUUUUGGAAUUAUUUUAAUGAUAUAAUCGUGUUUUCUAGAGCAUUCUUUGAAUUGAUUUUAUUCCAUCCCCGUGAAAUGGAAUAGAAUAUUCCCCGGUUUAUAGAAACCAAUUACCUCACCCAAAAACGAUUUAGCGGAACAAUCGAAAAGCAGGGGUGUUUUGAUCGAUGUGAUUACCACUUACAAAAUGUAAAUGGAAGACCUAACUAGCAAUAUUUAUUAUGAACAAAAUAUAUUUAUACCACAUG